AUAUUAUAGUUAUAUGGGUUGGGUAUAUGUAAAAUAGGCCAUGCAAAGUCAUCACGCAUCAAAUUUGGCACUCUGCCAAAAAAGUUAAAUAUAAUCACGUGACCCUCAUUAACGACGUGCAAUUACUGCCUUGAUGACCGCAUGUUCAAAUAACAGCCGCGGCUAAUGCAGCUAAAAAUGUCCUUAAAAUUACAUCACAAACGAUUAAUAAUCAUUGUUGCAUGUUUGAGCAAAAGAUCAAAGAAACCACAGUGCAAAUAAUAUAUGGCAUAUUGCACAGUGAAGACAGGCACAUCAAAGCUAACAAGUCACCGCAGUGCAAUAUACCAUAUAUUUGCACAGCUUGAACAAAAGUUGGAAUGAUCUUGUUCCUACAACUCACUUUUUUGUGGUAUCAAAAUAAGGAAUGCAGAAGGCAUGAAUCUCAUUAUAAGUAUACUUUUCCCACGCAACAAAUCAGUUAUUGCAUAUAAUCACUAGUGCAAUAUCUGGCAUAUUGCACUGUGGUCAUGCAAUAACUAAUACAUACAGUCUACACUAAGACUACAAAUUUGGCUUCAAAUGAUGUAAUUGUGGUUUUGCAUCAUAGAGUAAAUUUCCUUGUGGUUACAUAACAAUUCUGUUUGUGGCUUGUAAAUACUACAGUAAUUCUCCGUAAAUUUAAUUAUGGCUUCUGAUACGUCACUGUUUACUAUAAAGAAACAACUUUUUUAGUUUUUCCAGCAUACAUACCCAGGUCCUGAAGUGCAAGCCAGGUUCCAGAGUCACAGUACUAUAAUAGCUAUAGUAUAUUCAUGAACUGGCCACAGGAAAAUUAGGAUCCAGAACUGGGGAGUACUAAUUUGCCCAGAAAUCAAAGUCACCAAACAGGAUAUAUCCUAGCCAAUGUUAGAACACAAGACCUGCUAUAAAAAAAUUUUGGCAAAGCGGAUGCUGUUUAUUUCUUUGCAACUAGCUAUCUAGGCAGUUUCAAGAAACUCUGGACACUCAAGUGGCAAGUAGGCAAGAGCUAAACUUACUCAUCUUUGUCAAUGCUUACUUUGUUGUAUCUUAGUCAAACCUGGGUCAUUAGUGUUCUACUUGUAGUUACCAGUGUUGUCGAUAGUCUAGGCCUAUCUGUAUCUGUCCAGCACCCCCCAGUACUGAUUUCCCCAGAAAUCAAAGUCACAGAAAAUUUAUAUCACCAGUUUUCUUUCAUUCAAUAAUUAUUAUAACUAUUCAGUUCCUUCUUACCACUUUAUUUUUAUAUCAUUCAGUAGCUUAUUUAUUCAGCAUUAUUUCUAUAUCAUUGAAAAGUUAUCCUUGACAAAAGGAGUGUUACUGUUUUCGUUACUACCGUGAACUAUGAAUAUCAUUAACUCCCAUAAGGGGCCAUAUAAAUUGACAAAUGAACUGUAUAAUUAUGGCGCUCCAUUUGUUUCAUUAUUCAAUAGUGAAAAAUAUUGUCAAUGCCGAAAUAUGUUGACAAUGAUGUAAUGUGAUUGUCAAUAAUUGGGUUACCUAUUGUCAAUGAUUAUCCGAUUCAUUGUCAAUAACUAUCGUCAUGUUUGUCAAUAAUUGGGUGCCUAUUGUCAAUAAUUAUCCGAUUCAUUGUCAAUAAACUAUCGUGAUGUUGUCAAUAAUUGGGUUGCCUGUUGUCAAUGAUUAUCUGAUUCAUUGUCAAUAAUAUCGUCAUGUUUGUCAAUAAUUGUUGGAAUUAUUGUCAAUAAUUAUCAUCAUUAUUGUCAAUGAUUGCUCAAUUUUAUUGUCAAUGAUUAUCAUCAUUAUAUUGUCAAUGAUUGCUCAAUUUUAUUGUCAAUAAUUAUCAUCAUUUAUUGUCAAUGAUUGUUCAAAGUAUUGCCAAUAAUUAUUCACCCGUUUUUAUUCGAUGUCCCUGCUCCAUUCCGGAAUGGGUCACCAUAUUUUACUGCGCAUGCGCAUGAACUACCAAGAGCCACGUGGCAGGAGUUGACUCACUGUACACGUACACAAAAAGACCAGAGAUUAAAGACUUACUGCAAUUAACUCACGACCUCCCCAGAACACGUACUGCAGGAAGCUUUAGCAAGGGUCUUGAAGUCGAAUGGCAGCCAACGAGCAGGAAGCUCAGGUAAAAUAACUCUGAUAUAUAUAAAUUAAAUUGUACUAUGGUUGCACCAAAGAUCAAAGGCUUCAGUUGUAGUUUAUACUACUUAUACAACCUGUCUGACCACAGCCAUGGUAUAUGGCUGUUAUACCCUAGUGUAUAACAGCCAUAUACCAUGGCUUGUGGUCAAACUACAUGUACAGCUAGAACUGAAUACAGUAUCCCACCUUUGCAACAAAAUUGACACACUGUUUCAAUUAAAACAAUGACACACUACUCAAUUCAAUCAAUAUUAGCAAUAUUAGAGCUAUAUAGAGAGACUCCAAUACAAAACAGACUACUAAUGAUUUUAGUCAACAUAAAAAGAGCCAAGUUCGAGCGAUGAAUAGUUCCAAAAAGGAGGCAAAUUUGGAAGAACUCCGUGAACCGAACGAUACUGGUUUGUUUGUGUUGCUUUUUUUCAACUUUCAACAUUGGUUGUCACAACCUGCUUAUUACAUUGCUGCAUGGGACCAGGAGCAUGGGUCCAGACUGCCAAGUGUUUCUCAGACUAAAGAGACUGCACUGCACUGGGCCAGUACAGUAGGCUUGUGGAAUGAUAUUUUCGGGUACAUUUGCACUCUUUGUAGACAAGUAGCACCAGUGUACUUUCUUGAAGUGCCUUCUAUAAAGAUGCAGAAACACAGCCUUCACAAUUGCUUGCUUGAAUCAUAGACGCUUGCUUGAAUCAGCCAUCGCUUUUUAAAAAGAUAGCAAAUUCAUUGCAUAGCUAUAGCAACAGUGACGUCAAACAGUAGUUAUAAGCAUAUUCAUUGAAGAAGCAUGACAGGAAGUAGCUAAACAUAGUAGUACAGUUCUAAACAUAGUACAAGCCAGUUAAACUAUGGCCUCUCGUGGUGUAUUUGCUUUACACGCUCGAGUAAUCAGAUAAACCAACUCGGCUGCGCCUCGUGGUUUAUCAGAUUACUCUCGCGUGUAAAUCAAAUAUACCACUCGAGGCCAUUGUUUAACUAUAACAUAUAGACAAUGGAUAAGCCUCUAUUUGAAGAAACAGAGACGGCCUUCCAGGCAGUAGAUCUAGGCUCCACAGUGCAAGUGGGGCAGCCUCCUCGCUAUGGAGUGGUCAAGUAGUUGGGAAUGUUCCCAAGAGGCAGUGCCUGCGUGCCUGAGCCAUGCGCCAAUGGCCGGCUGGUAUUGAGCUGGAUGGGUACUGGCCUAAGGAUUGUGGGGACGGAUCAUUUGAGGGACAUAGCUACUUUACUUGUGAGCAUGGCCAUGGAUGGAUACUUCCACCCUCUCAAGAAUGUCCAACCAAAUCAGAGCCUGGCCAAUGACCCUGUACCUGCCAUCAUCUGGGGCAACAGCAUGCCAGCCGAGAAUCCACUACAGGACCCCCUGGAGGAACUGGAGGAACAAUCCACAACACCCCCUGCACAGGUCUAUGUGGGGGAGAAGAGAGGGAUCCAGGGUCACUAUAACUCCUCCUACAUCGACUCUACCAUCUUUGGUCUGUUUGCCCUCAGUGAUGUCUUCAACACAAUGUUCCUGGCACCAGACAAAGAUGCUCCGGCCAGCAGACAAGAGUUUAAGGACCUCCUCGCCAAAAAAAUAAUCAAUCCUCUCAGAAAGAAUGGAGUAGUGAGGUUUGAGUCAGUGAUGGAGCUGACGAGAAUGAUUGAGGACCUGAAGAGACAGCAACAGCCUUCAAUUCAGUCAGGAGGUGAUCUCCAUAGCAGAAGAGAUUGGAGCAGUAAGUGUCUGUUUGGAGAUAGCUAGCAACCUGCCCAGAAAUGUGGAAAUAAGAUUAGUCUCACAAGAUGGAAAUGCCACUGAGCCGAGGGACUACACUGCUGUCUACACCACGGUCACGUUCCUCAGUGGAACUGCUCGUGAUGGUCCAGGAUCUCACAUGUGCUUAGACAUUAAGCUAUCUGAUGAUAGUAUAGUUGAGAUGGAUGAGGUGUUCCUGUUGACAGCACACUCUCUUGCUCCUAAUGUCAACAUCAUCAAUACUGCCACUGUUAUUAUCGUCAAUAGUGAUGACUCUGCCACUAUUAUCAUGGUCCAUAAUAAUAGUUAUAUCCUAACUGUUCGUUUAUAGUUGAAAGUGGACUCUACAUGCAACUAUACACUUCAUCUGUACGAGGGCCCACAACUGACGAUGGUAGUGUAGAAGUUGAGUUACAGAAUGGCUUCAGGUUCCUGGAACAACAGUAUACUUACGUCAUAGUGGGCAGCAAUGGACAUGUAACACUAAACGGAUCCGCUACGUUUAUUACUAACGUAGAAUCGCUCCCUUUUUCUUCAUCUCCAUUUCUAGAGCCCCCUUCUUGUCAGAUAUCAAUCCAUCUAGGGGAGGACUAGUAUUCUACAGAGAGACCCAAGACGAUCUGCUCUUCACACGAGCUACCAAUGAAGUGAGGACUGCCUUCCCUAACCACCCCACCUUCACUCCUGUGUCCUUGUUCAUUGCAACUUGGCUUCAAUUAAGUUCCACCCGUAUCUGGCGAUGGGACGAAUACUUUCCAAAUCAUUAUGGCAACAGAUGGUCAAGCUUCAUUUGUCACCUUUAUAUACGAUGACACACAAUGGACAGACGAUGGUCAGGAUGGUUUUGCUCCACUGGCUGGAAUCAAUGGUAGUGAUAAUUAUGGUUCGCUCUGUGGCUCUACCUGGGUCUUCGUCAAAUGAUAUCAGGAACCUCACAACCACUAGCAACGUGGAGGUGCCUGGUUUGUGGAUUUACAGGGUGGAUUCUUCAGACAUCAUUGCUCCUGCAUGGAAGAACUCGCUAGCCACCAUGUGAUGUGAGCUCCCCCCAUAUACAUGUCUGAGUUUGCAUGUGCUUAUUAUUAUUCUUGAAUGUCUUUUAUAAUAGGUUCAAGCUAGCUAGAGGCAAUUAACUUCUGUAGUAACUCAUCUAUAUUAACAUAGUAGUGACAGAUUUUUCUGUGUACAAGUAACAUCAUAGUGUUGUGUUUUGUUUGCCCACGAGGCUUUAUUAAUGUCAUUACACAACAUGAAAUUAAACUG
This is a messenger RNA of Halichondria panicea, 5098 nucleotides long. Its product is annotated as ubiquitin carboxyl-terminal hydrolase CYLD-like. Gene Ontology annotation, molecular function: cysteine-type deubiquitinase activity; K63-linked deubiquitinase activity. Gene Ontology annotation, cellular component: membrane; cytosol. NCBI's taxonomy places the organism in Eukaryota, Metazoa, Porifera, Demospongiae, Suberitida, Halichondriidae. The transcript has 10 exons. Bases 3203 to 3841 code for a protein of 212 amino acids. The record is from RefSeq and is a predicted model, not a curated record. Gene Ontology annotation, biological process: cell communication; protein K63-linked deubiquitination.